GUCGCAAUUACGUCAACUUAAAAUAAUGCUCCUAUUCAGAUGCUUCCCAAUCAAACAGCCGCCAUGGAGAUAUAAAUCAUAAACUAACUUCCAUUUGCAAAUUGUCCCUCAACCUUCAGCUCCUCUGUGACUUAACAAUGGCAGAUCCUAAUUCAGACCCUUAUGGCUAUUUGGGAUUGGCGCCAAAUCCAGACGGCUCAAUCACUCGCGUCGCCGAAAUGCCAACAACUCGGGCCUCAGCUGAUCCAGGCCACCCAUUUUACGUCUCCAAGGAUAUUCCGAUCAACCAAUCAAAAGGCACCUGGGCUCGAAUUUUCGUUCCCCGUCAAGCUUUCGAUUCUUCCCCCGCCAGAAAACUGCCUCUCGUUAUUUACUUUCACGGAGGAGGUUUCGUUGUUUGCAGGGUCAACACAUCUUUAUUCGACUCCUUGUACAAUGAAAUAGCUGCCGGAACGCCGUCAGUUGUUGUCUCCGUUGGUUACCGUUUGGCGCCGGAGCACCGUCUUCCGGUGGCAUACGACGAUUGUGAGGAGGGGUUGCACUGGCUGAAAUCCUGCAAGGACGAAUGGCUAACGAAAUAUGCCGAUUUUUCCAAGAGUUUCCUGAUGGGCACCAGCGCCGGCGGUAACAUCGCUUACCACGUGGGGCUACGCGCCGCCGGCCGCGCUGAUAAUCUGAAGCCUAUUCAGAUCAAAGGGAUAAUAUGUCAUCAACCCUUUUUCGGUGGGGUCAAUAGGAAUGGAUCGGAGUUGAGACUGGCCGACGAUAAGGUAUUUCCACUUGGUGUCAGUGAUCUGAUGUGGAAACUCUGUCUCCCAGUUGGCGUUGACCGAGACCAUGAGUACUCCAAUCCGGUUCUGAGUCUCAAAUCAGGACAUUUUGAUGGUAUCAAAGCAUUGGGAUGGAAGAUUUUAAUCACGGGUUGUGACGGUGACCCGUUGGUCGACCGUCAAAUCGAGCUUGCGAAGAAGCUGGAAGAGGAGGGUGUUCCGGUAACCGGAAUAUUUGACGAGGGUGGAUUUCAUGGGUUUGAUUCUAUUGAUCCAUCCCGAGUUACAGUUCUGUCGACGUAUCUGAAAGGAUUCGUAGAAUCUGUUAUCAAUUCUUCACCAAAAUGAAGAUGGCACUAUAGAAUUUCUAUUCCUUUCAUGAUUUACAGUUUUUCUUUUUUUUUUCCUCCCGGUUUCUCAAAAUUAAUUUAAUUACCAAACACAUUUGAUGAUAUUUGUAUUUUUCAUUUUUCUUUCAUCUUUCCUUCACAUAAUGAAAUAACAAUAUCUCAUUGCAAAGGAAACUGUGAUAGAUUGAACGUUUUGCUGUUGUCACUUGUGUAUAUUGCAUUGUUGCGC
This is a messenger RNA of Oldenlandia corymbosa var. corymbosa, 1349 nucleotides long. Lineage: Eukaryota; Viridiplantae; Streptophyta; Magnoliopsida; Gentianales; Rubiaceae. The record is from the annotation of a GenBank genome assembly.